AUGUCGCAACUCGGUGCGCAAAAAGCCCAGUUAACUAACGCCGUCAAUACGUUACGCAGGAAGAUCGCGGAAGUCGACCAGGCCAACCUUGAUUUUGCGGACUUUGCUUCGGAGGCGAGUAAAGAUCCACAUUUGAUUUUUGAUCGUUUGAAUUUGCUUUUUACUUCGCUUUCUUCUGUUAGUCGUGCUGCCUCUGCCCUACGUGGCCAGUUGGAGAAAGCCGAAGAGUUUGCUCGCCGGAAUCCCGACGAGCGCGGAGAGUUCCCUUUCCUUUCGGACAUCCAUACUCAUUGGGAAACCGGUGGGAUGGAUGAUAUUUUGGAGGAGGUGGAUGCUCUUCUCGUUCGCUUGGAUUCAGCGAUCAAACAUCUUUCUAAUUUGGGACGCCCUUAUCAGUGUUUUGUACCAUCUGUUGCUCCAUCCUUGUCGCGCAGUUCACUUUCCCAUACUGUCCAGGACCUUAUUUUGCCCCAUCAGCCCGCGCAGGCGGAGGAGGUAGCCGGCCCUCAUUCUCCGUCGCAGGCCCAGGAUCGUCCAGCUGAUCCCAUUGCAGGCGCGCUGACCGGUGUUCCCUCGCGAGCCGUGAUGACGCGCAACCCUCGGGUGGAUUUGGCACUUCCUCGGUCUUCAACCUUUUCACCCCCUAACCCUGUUUCGCCCUUGGAGCAACCCGUAAAACCGCCUUCUUAUGGGAUCCCGAUCUUCAACGGCGACAUCGAAGCAUUCUCCGAAUUUUGGGACAUUUUUUCUACAGCCGUGCAUGACAGCAACACCGUGUCGGCAGCAGUCAAGUUUAUGUACUUGAAGUCGGUCCUCAAAGGAGAUGCUGCUCGGAUCAUCGCAGGCUUGAAGGCAACGGCCGAGAAUUACGACACUGCAGUACGCACCUUAGUCGAUACGUACGAUCGUCCUGAAAUCUUGAAAAGUCGUCUCUGGGACAAGCUGAUACACCAACCACAGGCAUUAGAUUCUGCAGAUUCUCAACGCGCUACACUUCGCGCGCUGCAGGAGACUUGGUACCAGAUGAAGAAAGUGAAUGAGAAUUCUAGUUCGAUCGCUACGUUGAAAACAAUUCGAUCUAAGUUUCCCUGGCGUACGCGCGAGAAAGUCGGCGAACUGAAGGACGAAGGUGACACUUCGUGGACUGUGGACGAGCUGUUGACAACCCUAGGUACGAUUAUUGAUAGAUUACAAGUGGAAGAGGAGUCCGACCUUGCAAGUCACCGUGCGUACAACUCGAAUUCUACGGUUUGCCAGCCUUCUCCUUUCCCGCAUAGAUAUCCUAGCACGAGCCAGCCGUAUGUGAGAGCUCCAGCGUGCAAGUAUUGUGGCAGGUUACAUCAUCCAGCGCUACGUCACCAUCAGCGCCCUAUCCGUCGUACCCGCUUGCGCAAUUCCAUCAGCGCUUUCCUUCACCCAGGCGCGUCCUAUUCGAGGAAAUAG
Cylicocyclus nassatus is the source of this 1443-nucleotide messenger RNA. NCBI's taxonomy places the organism in Eukaryota, Metazoa, Nematoda, Chromadorea, Rhabditida, Strongylidae. The record is from the annotation of a GenBank genome assembly.